GUCACAUGGACAAAAGUCUAACUUCACGCAUGUUAUAAGGGUUUAUUUUUCUCUCUUUCGUCCCCCCCCCACUCCCCCGCCCCACCAGUUGCUAUUUGUCACAUGGUUUUCCACAAUUCGUAGAGGAAAUUCCCCUUAAAAGAACCUUUUAUAAGUAAGCCAACAACCACCUUUAUUAGAGCAAAGAUCGAAUUGUGUUCAGAGUUGAGCAGAGAAACAGAGCAGCAGGCAGCACAAUGGUUCAGCUCGUCAACAAUAUGCAUUUAAAAGUUGCGUUGGUUUUGAUGCUCUUCUGUGCUUUACAUGAAGCAUACCGGAGCCCUGGAAGGAUCAGGACAAAGUGCUGUACACAUGUUAGUCGACAAAAGAUUCCCUUUCAAAUCACACAUUAUAAGUUUCAGCCAGCCCUUGGACCGUGUGUACAAGCAGUCAUUUUCUACACAGUAGAGAAAGGACCGAUCUGUUCUGAUCCUGCAGCACGCUGGGUUUCUGUAAAGAUCAGUGAGGCAAACUCCAAAGCUGGAAUUUAGCUGGUUUAGAACGAGAACAAGAAUCAUCAAACGAUGGAGAAAAGAUCCAAUUUAAUGGUUUUUUGCUGAUAAACCUGAUCAUAAACUUAAUUUACUGUGUGUAUUUUUGAAUGUAGUAUUUUGCAGUUCAAAUUUAUUUCUGACAUCAUUCAAACGGUUUCUAUGUCUGUUUGUCAAAUAUUUAUAUAUUUUCAAUAUAUUUUGUAUCAGAAUUAAUUAUUUUAUAUGCUACAAGUCAUU
Molecule: messenger RNA, 770 nt
Organism: Callorhinchus milii (elephant shark)
Lineage: Eukaryota; Metazoa; Chordata; Chondrichthyes; Chimaeriformes; Callorhinchidae
Product: eotaxin-like
Biological process (GO): neutrophil chemotaxis; positive regulation of ERK1 and ERK2 cascade; G protein-coupled receptor signaling pathway
Cellular component (GO): extracellular region
Molecular function (GO): CCR chemokine receptor binding; chemokine activity
Source: RefSeq, marked provisional